UGUGUGAAAAAUAUUUCUGUUACCGCCCUCUUGUAACAACGAUAUGUACACCAUCUAGUGUAUAAGGUUCAUAAUAAAAUCUCGUUAGUUUUUUUUCUUGUUUUUCAGCCUGUAUGUGCCACAAAUAAACAUUUUCAACCGUGUGAAUGUUGUAGCGAGUCAGAACGGCCCACGGUUGUGUGUGUGCACACAGAGACAGCUUUGAGUUUAAUAUUGUUCUAGCUGUGCCUUCUUUUUAUUGUGUUGGUGGCUGAUUUUUUUUUCUCGUUCGUCGUUUUUUUGGGUUUUGGUUUUUGGAUUUGUAAUAAUUUUUUUGCUUUUUUUUUUUUUUUUUGGUUUGUUUGCUCUCCACACUGCGUCGCUUGCCCUCGCUUGUUUGAUCAUCAUCAUAAUCGUUGAUCGUUGGUCGUCUUCGAUAGAAAAUUACGACAUAUUUAUUUAUUUUUUCAAAUAUUUAUUUCAAUUUCUGUGUGUAUGUGUUUGAUUAAUUAUAUUCCAUCAUCUUCAUCCUUCAAAUUGAUUUUUUUAAUUUUUUUCUGCAAAAAAUAAAUAAAGCAAAUUCGUUUGAUGAAUAUGACUAUGAAAUCAAUUUCUGAUCAAUCAAAAUAAAAUUUCUUGCAUCAAUUUGUCAAAAAAAAACUAGCAAUCAAUUUUGUAUUCACCUGAAUUUUUCUCAUCAAUAUUAUUAUUCCUGCGCCAAUUACAUAUGCAACAUAUAAGAAUUGAAUUAGAAUAGAUUGAAUUUUUUAUGCAAACAAAAUUCAUUUGAUAUUUUGUGUGUUUGAUGGAUAUUUGGUGUGUGCAUCAUUUGAAUUGUUUAUCGCUUUUUUCGUCUUCUUCAUAACUAACUAAAUGAAAUGAAAUGGAAUAGAAUUCGAUUGAAAAGUUGAUUCGGCCAUUUUGUUACUUUUUUCGCGUACAUCAUCAUCAAUCAUUAAUUUUCUUUGAUGAAAUGUUUAAAAUUUAGCCACACUUUUUUUUACAUGAUAAAACAUUGAUCGACGUUCUACAAUUAUCAUCAUCAUCAUCAUCGAUGAUUCGAAAUCAAUCACUUAUUGAUUAUCAUCAUCAUAGGCUUUGAUUAUUUGAAAUCCAGUCAAAUCAAAAAUUGAUUGUUGUCACUGAUUAUAUACUACAUUCUACAUACGAUAUACGAUAGUCAUAUUUAAUUCAUUAGAUUGUAGACACAAUGUUUUAUUCGGUAUUUGUAUUGGGCAAAAAAGGCCCAUUAGCACGUGUUUGGUUGGCCGCUCAUUGGGAUAAGAAAAUAACGAAAGCACAAAUUCUUGAGACAAAUAUCGUUGAAAGUGUUGAUUCAAUACUUCAGCCAAAAAUUAAAUUAUCAUUGCGAACAUCUUCACAUCUAUUGCUUGGUAUUGUACGAAUAUAUUCGCGUAAAGCAUUAUAUCUAUUACAAGAUUGUCAAGAUGCUGCAUUUAAAAUUAAAUCAGCGUUUCGACCUGGUGUUGUUGAUUUACCGGAUGGUAAAACUGAAGCUGCAAUUAGUGCAAUUACCUUGCCGGAAAUGUUUGAUUUUAUCAACGAUUUUGAUUUGAUGGCUGAACCACAAUUACAUAUGGAAGCACCACCAACAACUACAGCAAAUAUUCGCAAUAUUACAUUGGUUGAAGACAUUAGUUCGCUUCAUGUGGAUGAUCCACUAAUGAUGAAUGAUGUACGUGAUUGGAGUGAAAUUGGAUCAAUUGGUGGUGGAUCCAUAAACAUUAAAGAUUCUGCGGAUCAUACAUUAAACGAUAGUGGUAUAUCAUUGAAAAAUAAUAAUAUCGAUCUUUUCGAUCGUCCUGCAUUGGAUGAUGGUUUUGGUGGACAAUUAGGUGUUGGUAUUGUUGACGAUGUUGAUGCUGAUGAUGUAUUCAAUAUGCCAAUGCCAGACAAUAUGAAUAAAGAUGGUUUGAAUAUCGAGAAUGGCUUAGGAAAUGAAAAAGAUAAUAAUCUAGAAAACAAUGCUGUUGGUGGCGGUGGCCAAUCACAACAUGAUGAACCAAUGGAAAGACCACAUUCAGUUAUGUCGGAUACAAGUGAUCAAAGUUUUGGUGCACCAGCUUCUUUUGGUGGACCAUCAAGUCCGGAUUCAACUUUAGGAGAUAUAGAUCCAUUCAAUUCAAUUGCUGCCGAUAAUACAUUGGUUGGUGAAAAUCAAUUAAAUAAUGAUGAUAUUGCUGCUGAUGCGAAUGGCCAAAAUCAAAAUGAUCAAGCUGAUGCAAAUCAAUUAUCACAAAAUACAAUGGUAUUGGAACCAAUCGAUCCACAAAUCGGUGUAUUGGAUAAAAAACGUAAACGUCGCAAAAAAAUUGGCAUGGUCAUCGAUGAAGUGAAAACCUUAUCCGGUGAAGAAAUGAAAGCACAAUUAUCCGAUACAUCAGACAUUGUUACGAAUUUGGAUCUGGCACCACCGAAUAAGAUGCUUAUGAAUUGGAAGAAAACUGGAUUAAGUGAUAAAUUAUUCACAUUACCAGAAAGAUCAAUAUCAGCUAAAGCAUUAUAUCAUUAUUAUUCAAGGAAUUUAAUUACAAAUCGCUAUGAUGAAAUGAAACAAGAAGAUGAUUUACUUGACGAACGUAACAAUAUUUAUCCAUAUCAACAAAAUGACGAUGAGUUUGUCAGACAAAAUCAUCAUCAAACAUUGAAUGGUAUAUCGGAUCCAAUGAUGGAACCAUUGCAACCAAUUGAUGAAUAUGAACAACAGCAGCAACAACUGCCAUUAGAUUCAUCACCACAACCACCAAGAACACCACGUAUUUCAAUGAAAAACAUGCAAUCACCAGCACCACAACGUAAACGUAAAAAAAUGGAAGAUAAAGAAAAUAAAGAUAUUGGUGGUGGUAGUGCUGUUAAAAGACAACGUGAAAAUUCAAAAUAUGAUUCGAAUAAAUUAAACCAAACAACAACAACAGCAGCAGCAGUAGCAACAAACAACAAUGAAUCAAGAAGUCAAACACCAGCGGCUGUAAUGGAUUCUAGUAAUUUAAUGAUGAUGCACGAUAAUAGUUCAAUACCUGGAUUUCGUGAUCAUACAAUAAGCGGUGGUGAUUUACAUGGUGCUAGCUGGAAUCCAAUCGACAAUAAUCAACAUCAUUAUAAUGGUAAUAAAAAUUUGGAUCCAAAUUUUUUUCAACAAGAUCAACAAUCAGAAGAAAAUAAUGAAGAAGAAGAGGAAGAAGAUGAUAUUUUUGAUUAUGCUGCACCAAUGUCUGUUGGACCGGCAGAAGAAAUGUUGCCGGAUGAAACUGUGGAUCAAUAUGAAGAACGAAUACGAACAAAGCGUUCAAAUCUUUUACUGAAAUAUAUGGCAGUACAACUGGAAGAUAAUGGUCAUAUACAAUUUACUAAUCUUGUUCGUAACAAUAAACGAAAAUUGGUUGCCCAAAAAUUUUAUGCAUUAUUGGUGUUGAAAAAACAGAUGGCUAUUGAAUUAUAUCAAAAUGCUGAAAUGCCAUAUUCAGAAUUGAUUGUAACAAAAGGACAAAAAUAUGAUGAACAUAUGGUAUCGACGACGGUAUCAUGAUUGAAAUUGAUUGUCUUGGAUAAAAAUGGAAUCUCUUUCUCUAUGGAUCUUCCUCAUAUUACACACACACACACACACUCAUAUUGUAUUUCUAUGUAUACAUCGAUUAUUACAUCAGUGGCAACAAUUUUUUUCCUCAUCAUCAUCAUCAUCAUCAUCCAUACAUUUGCAUUACACAAAUGGACAAUUUUUUCU
Messenger RNA from Dermatophagoides farinae (American house dust mite), 3721 nucleotides. RefSeq names its product RAD21 cohesin complex component verthandi (gene vtd). Gene Ontology annotation, molecular function: protein binding; chromatin binding. Lineage: Eukaryota; Metazoa; Arthropoda; Arachnida; Sarcoptiformes; Pyroglyphidae. Gene Ontology annotation, cellular component: cohesin complex. Gene Ontology annotation, biological process: sister chromatid cohesion; replication-born double-strand break repair via sister chromatid exchange. The record is from RefSeq and is a predicted model, not a curated record.